Molecule: messenger RNA, 3687 nt
Organism: Trichomycterus rosablanca
Lineage: Eukaryota; Metazoa; Chordata; Actinopteri; Siluriformes; Trichomycteridae
Gene: trpc7b
Product: transient receptor potential cation channel, subfamily C, member 7b
Exons: 11
Coding region: 1-2532 (843 amino acids)
Biological process (GO): single fertilization; regulation of cytosolic calcium ion concentration; calcium ion transmembrane transport
Cellular component (GO): plasma membrane; cation channel complex
Molecular function (GO): store-operated calcium channel activity; inositol 1,4,5 trisphosphate binding; protein binding
Source: RefSeq, a predicted model, not a curated record
AUGCAUCGCAGACACACCACACUCCGGGAGAAGGGCCGCCGUCAGGCCAUCCGGGGCCCUGCCUACAUGUUUAAUGAGCGGGGUACUAGCCUCACCACGGAGGAAGAGCGUUUUCUUAAUGCUGCAGAAUAUGGAAACAUCCCUGUGGUCCGCAAAAUGCUUGAAGAGUGUAAAACGCUCAACUUUAACUGUGUGGACUACAUGGGCCAGAAUUCAUUGCAACUAGCUGUAGCAAAUGAGCACCUUGAAGUUACAGAGCUGCUCCUGAAGAAAAAAGGGCUGGCAAGAGUGGGUGAUGCGCUCCUAUUAGCAAUUAGCAAAGGGUAUGUAAGGAUUGUUGAAGCCAUCUUGGCUCACCCGGCAUUUGCUGGAGGGCUGAGGUUUACAUUAAGUCCGCUGGAGCAGGAACUUCGAGAUGAUGACUUUUAUGCAUAUGAUGAGGAUGGUACACGGUUUUCACAGGAUAUAACACCAGUGAUCUUAGCCUCACACUGUCAGGAGUAUGAGAUUGUGCACAUUUUGCUGAUGAAGGGUGCCAGGAUUGAGCGACCGCAUGACUACUUCUGCAAGUGCAACGAAUGCACUGAGAAACAACGGCUGGACUCUUUUAGCCACUCACGAUCUCGCAUGAAUGCUUAUAAAGGCCUUGCAAGUGCUGCCUACCUGUCACUCUCAAGUGAAGAUCCUGUGCUUACUGCUCUAGAGCUCAGCAAUGAACUGGCAAGACUUGCCAACAUUGAGACUGAGUUUAAGAAUGACUACCGAAAACUGUCCAUGCAGUGUAAGGACUUCGUGGUAGGGGUGCUUGACCUGUGCCGAGACACGGAGGAGGUAGAGGCCAUACUGAAUGGUGAUGUGGAAAAGAAGCCCCCCUCAGAGCAGCGCCCCUGCCUUAGCCGCAUCAAACUUGCUAUCAAAUAUGAGGUUAAAAAGUUCGUCGCUCACCCGAAUUGCCAGCAGCAGUUGUUAACUAUCUGGUAUGAAAAUCUAUCUGGUCUGAGGCAGCAGUCUAUAGGAGUGAAGUGUCUAACAGUGUUCGGGGUGACUGUAGGACUGCCUUUUCUCGCCAUAGCAUACUGGAUUAUGCCCUGCAGCAAGCUGGGCCAGAUUUUACGAAGUCCCUUCAUGAAGUUUGUCGCACAUGCUGUCUCCUUCACAAUCUUCCUGGGUCUGCUCGUGCUGAAUGCAUCAGAUCGGUUUGAGGGGGUGAAGAAUCUCCCUAAUGAGACUAUCACAGAUCACCCGCGCCAGGUGUUCAGAGUCAAGACUACCCAGUUCUCCUGGACAGAGCUCCUCAUCAUAAAAUGGGUGUUGGGUAUGAUCUGGUCAGAGUGUAAGGAGAUUUGGUCCGACGGCCCAAGGGAGUACGUUUUGCACCUGUGGAAUGUUCUAGAUUUUGGCAUGUUGUCAAUUUUUGUGGCAUCCUUCACAGCUCGAUUAAUGGCAUUUCUGAAAGCAUCUAAAGCACAGCUCUACAUAGAUCUUCAUGUGCCCAAUCAUGACAUCAGCAAUGCCUCGUUACCUGCAGACAUCGCCUACUUUACAUAUGCCAGGAAUAAGUGGAAGCCUUCUGAUCCUCAAAUUAUCUCAGAGGGUCUGUACGCCAUAGCUGUGGUCCUGAGUUUCUCACGUAUUGCGUAUAUCCUCCCAGCCAACGAGAGCUUCGGACCACUUCAGAUCUCUCUGGGUCGCACUGUUAAAGACAUCUUCAAAUUCAUGGUCAUCUUCAUCAUGGUCUUUGUUGCCUUUAUGAUUGGGAUGUUCAACCUGUACUCCUACUACUUAGGAGCCAAGUACAACCCAGCCUUCACAACGGUGGAAGAGAGUUUUAAGACCUUGUUCUGGUCCAUUUUUGGCUUGUCUGAGGUGAUCUCGGUGGUUCUGAAAUAUGACCAUAAAUUCAUCGAGAACAUUGGCUAUGUGCUAUAUGGAGUAUAUAACGUGACUAUGGUGGUGGUGCUGCUUAACAUGCUCAUAGCCAUGAUCAACAACUCCUACCAGGAAAUAGAGGAGGAUGCUGAUGUGGAGUGGAAGUUUGCUCGUGCUAAGCUGUGGUUGUCGUAUUUUGAUGAAGGCCGCACCUUGCCCGCACCCUUUAAUCUGGUGCCCAGUCCAAAGUCUUUCUACUAUCUGGUUUUGCACACCAAAAACUGCCUCAUCCAGCUCUGCAAGGCCAAAGGUCAUCCUCAUGACAGUGAACUGGAGAUGGGCAUGCUCAACUCAAGACCAAAGCUGGAUCGAUACAGAGCUCCCUCAAGAAUCAGAGAGGAAAACAUUGUGAAGAAGCCCAUCAAAAACCCAACUCGUUAUCAGAAGAUAAUGAAACGUCUUAUAAAGAGAUACGUUCUGAAGGCACAGGUCGACAGGGAAAAUGAUGAAGUCAAUGAAGGUGAGCUGAAAGAGAUAAAGCAGGAUAUUUCCAGCCUGCGGUACGAACUACUGGAAGAGAAAUCUCAGGCCACGGGAGAACUGGCCGACCUCAUUCAACAACUCAGUGACAAGUUUGGCAAGAAUGCCAAAAAACAGCCCUGAGAGACAGGAAGAGAUGGGAGGGAGGAGAAUCAUUGGUAGCGAGACAUAAUGGAGAAAAAGGAAACGGGAUACGAAGAGGAAGAAAAAUUGAAGCAAAAUGAUGGGAGGAAAGGAGAGGAAAAUAAAGCCUUUCUCAAUUGAUUUGACACAAUCCUUUUAGAGCUUUCUAAUUUGCUAUAAGAUGCUUUUUGGCUCAUCUGUCAAGAGCAAUAUGUGCACAACUAACAACUGCACUUCAAAACAUGAUUCUACAAAAAAGAAAAUGUGUCACUUAGGACCAAGGAAUAUGCCAAUUGUUGCUUUUUGCACUUAAACAGACAAAUGGCAAUAAUUGGAGCUUAAAACAAAAAUGAAACACACAUUAUUCAUGAUUGAACAUCAAACCUUUUGAAAUGCUGCCCGUAAUGUAGAAAAUGGUUAGCAUUUUAGACUGGAGCUGGAUAUUAGAUCAAACAUAGCUGGUGGGAAAAACUGCAAAUCAGACUGGAAUUUCCAUAUUUUGUAAAUUUAGUCCUGUAACUGGCCCACCUGCUGUGGAGUUUGGCAGUAGUCUGAGAACACAGAAUCAUGUCCAUAUUAAGUAGCCAAUCUCUGCAUCACAUUAGUAGAAUGUUCUGCAAGUGGGGGAAACCCAUAAAAUAUCGGUCUUGUAGGGCUUGUUGGCUCAUUGGCUUUUUAAUUUUAUAAUGCGAUUAUAUUUUGAACAGAGUGCCUACUGCUGUGGCAUCCCAGUUUUCACCCCCUUUUCUUUUAUCUUAUUGUUUUCUACUUUCCUCUGUGGGUUUGCUGGGGCCGUUUCACCAAUAUGGCUGUGGAGGGACUGUAUGACCACCUGAGUUUUCUGACAUUCACUGGAGACAGCUUAGGCUUAUGUCUCUGUGGAGCAAACAUUCGUUUUCUUUUCUGGGCGGGCAUGUGGAAUGCAGUUGUUUUUGUCUGAUUUAUUUAUUUUUGUUCAUCUUUUUUGAAGGGUUUUUCUGUUUGUGGUUCUUUAGCCACAGUAUUGGAUUCAUCCUUUCCAGGUAUGGCUCUGCACCUGCCACCUCAGUGGUGAAGCAUGCCCCGGACCAUUUUCAAUUUCAUUUUAAUGAAUCUUUAUUGUCACAUAAAAUAUAGAGCAUAGCAUUUUAAAGCUAAAACUGUAAAUCAAUAAAU